GGGGUUCGCUGUUCUGCAAGCUGCCCGAGCGAAGGGGAAGGCAAUGGCCGGUUCGGGGGAGAGAAGCAGAGAGGAGCUGCUGGAAGAGUAUCUGAAGGCAGCGGUACAGGUGGCCCUGGAAGCCGGCCAGAUAAUUAGGGAAGCAUUAACAAGUGAAAAGCGAGUGCAGACUAAGUCCUCAGCAGCAGACCUCGUAACUGAAACAGACCAGCUUGUUGAAAAUCUUAUCAUCUCAACGCUAAGCAACAAGUUUCCUUCACACAGAUUUAUUGGCGAAGAAUCUGUUGCAGCUGGUGAAAAGUGCAUUCUGACUGAUGACCCCACUUGGAUUAUAGACCCCAUCGAUGGAACAUGUAACUUUGUACAUGGAACACCGGUGGUGGCAGUUUCUAUUGGACUUUCUGUCAAAAAAGAGCUUGAACUUGGCGUAAUUUAUAGCUGUGUUGAAGAGAAGUUAUAUACUGGCAGAAAAGGCCAUGGAGCAUUUUGUAAUGGGCAGAAACUUCAGGCAUCUACUCAGACAGACUUGUCAAAGGCUCUGAUAUUAACAGAACUUGGUUCGAUUCGUGAUCCAAUGGCAGUAAAGCUGCUGUUUAAUAAUAUGGAGAGGUUACUAAAAGUGCCAGCACAUGGGAUCAGGAUUGUGGGAAGUGCCGCUCUGGAUCUUUGCCACGUUGCAGCGGGUGAUGUUGAUGCCUUUUACCAGUUUGGCCUCCAUUGUUGGGACAUGGCAGCUGCUGCCGUCAUUGUGGGAGAGGCUGGAGGAAUCAUGAUAGAUACAGCAGGAGGACCACUGGACCUAAUGUCUCGGAGAGUGGUGGCAGCUGGCACUUUGGAGAUGGCGUAUCAGAUUGUUAAGGAACUGCAGCCUGUGGCCUAUAAACGGGACGAUAGCACUGAAGACACAAGUCACUCGCUGUGCAAAUAAUGACCAUUUCAGAACAUGCACUGGUGGAACUGUAGCAAAAUCACAACGCUGAAACCUUACAAAUAACUUAACAGAGACAAGCAGCUAUGAUGUCCACACUGCACUGGUAUUUAUAACAAAAAUCAUAAUAGUAAACUGGUCCUGCUUUUCCUCGACCAUCAACAAUAUGUAUCUUCUAUGAACUACGUUGGUUGAACUUUCUACUGUUGCUGUUGAAUGUUUUGGAGAGUCUGAUGGUGGGAUAAAUCUAACGGGUAGACUUAUGGUUUUAUAUUGAUUUUGAUGGAGUGAAGUGCUCGAUGAGGUGUAAAGCCAGAAUCGCAUCUGGUCCUGUCAGCUCCUUAAUGCACAGACUAAGUUCGAACCUCUCCCAACCUUCAGUAUAAUUUAUUUAAAAUUUGGUACUCUGUUUCUGACAGAAACAUAGUGAUGCAUGAUGGGAUUGUGCAACAAUCUGGAACAAUAACUGUGAUUGUAUAAAAUAUCAGCAAUUUCCAAAAUCUAACUAAUGGUCACGAUUCUGAUUGAUGUCCAGGUUAAUCUCCUGUCUGUUAUCUAAUAUUUCAACAAAUUCAGGAAGUAUUCACCUACUAAUGAAGAAAAUAAAAGUCAUGGAUUACAUCUUUGCUUCCUCACUUAAAUGGUUCUUUGUUUAGAUGCAAUCCCAUCUAUGUUUUAUAUGGCCUGAAAACCAUUUGAAUCAGAUUUAAAUGGGUCAGUCAGAGAGCAGAGUGGAUGAUGAUGAAUACCACAACCCAUUAUCAGUUAAUUCUUUCAUGAGAUGUGGGUGUUGCUGGCAAGGCAGCAAUUGUUGUCCAAUCCUAACUGUUCUUGAACAAAGUAGUUUAUUUGGACAUUUCAGAGGGCAAUUAAACAAAUUUAGUGUAGGCCAGAUCAGGUGAGAAUGGAAGAUUUCCUGAACUAGAUUGGAUUUUUACAAAAAUUAAUGAUAAUUGGCAUGGUCACUAUUGCUGAGGCUAGCUUUGUAUUUUUGAUUUUACUAAUUGAAUGGAUAUUUGGUGGUUGGAAUUAAAACCAUAUCCCCCAAAACAUUAGCCUGUUCCAGUGGCAUUACCACCACCUCCCUUGCAACAUUGGACAUGGUCUAAAACAGUGGUCGGUGCCAAUAAUCUAUACCGUCAAACAUCAAUGUCACUCUAGAAUAACUGAAUCCAAAUGUUGAUGUGUCUGUAACUGGUUUUCAUUGUAAUUAUCAUCAAGUACAGUUUUCAUUACAAAGUGUAACAGUCUGUAAACAUAGACACAUGAGAUGACUAUUUUUUAAAAAGAAGUCCUAUUUUUAAAUCUUUUAUUUCAAGGUUUUAUUCAUUUUACUGAGUGGAAUGUUGGCAUAGAAAUAAAAUAUAGUUGUUCAUUAA
Chiloscyllium plagiosum (whitespotted bambooshark) is the source of this 2307-nucleotide messenger RNA. RefSeq names its product inositol monophosphatase 2 (gene impa2). The record is from RefSeq and is a predicted model, not a curated record. Gene Ontology annotation, biological process: signal transduction; inositol metabolic process; phosphatidylinositol phosphate biosynthetic process. Lineage: Eukaryota; Metazoa; Chordata; Chondrichthyes; Orectolobiformes; Hemiscylliidae. Gene Ontology annotation, molecular function: inositol monophosphate 1-phosphatase activity.